Molecule: messenger RNA, 1475 nt
Organism: Zymoseptoria tritici IPO323
Lineage: Eukaryota; Fungi; Ascomycota; Dothideomycetes; Mycosphaerellales; Mycosphaerellaceae
Exons: 4
Coding region: 172-1305 (377 amino acids)
Biological process (GO): carbohydrate metabolic process
Cellular component (GO): extracellular region
Molecular function (GO): chitinase activity
Source: RefSeq, a predicted model, not a curated record
GUCCUGUUCGGCACAACUUCUCUUUCCUUUACCUCUCGUUGAUACACUCUUUUUGCAGACGUCUGUUCUGCGUCCUUUCAUUGAAAGCAACACAUUCAUUUUCAGCUUUGCCCUUUUCCAAGGAAGCGUCCAUUCCUGAUAUACCAGACAUAGUGCAGAAAGAUAUCAGUCAUGCCAUCAUUCGCCUCUCUUGUCCUUGCCGCAACCGGCCUCUUCGCCGCGGCAACCAACGCCCAGUUCAACGCCGCAGCAAAGACCAAUGUGGCCAUCUACUGGGGUCAAGGACCGAACCAGCUUCGUCUAUUGGAGCACUGCAAGCGUCCGGCGGUAGACAUCAUCAACAUCGGAUUCAUCAACCAAUUUCCGGAUCAGACUGGCAGUUAUCCAGGAUCAAACUUUGGAAACGCCUGCUACGCCAACGUCUACAGUGAUCCUAAGACUGGUCAGCCGACGAAGCUCUACUCGCAAUGCCCGUAUGUGACCUUCAUCCAGGACUCCUGGGCACGAUCGCGGAACAUCGGUCCAGAUAUCAAGGCCUGCCAACAGACGUACGGAAAGAAGAUCCUCCUGUCAAUCGGCGGCGCAUACCCCCAAAACUACUACCUCAAAUCCGACACCUCCGCCAACGCCUUCGCCGACUUCCUCUGGAAAGCCUUCGGCCCCGUCCAAACCGGCUACACCGGACCCCGCCCCUUUGGCGACGCCGUCGUCGACGGCUUCGACUUCGACAUUGAGUCCUACAUCUCCCCCGCCCCCUCCGGCGUGUCCGACUACCAAACCCGUGGCUACAUCUCCAUGAUCAACCGCUUCAAAAACGUCCUCUUCAAACAGUACACAUCCAAAUCCUUCUAUCUCUCCGCCGCACCGCAGUGUAUCGUUCCCGACGCACACUUCGCCACGGUAAUGAAGUCCGCCUGGUUCGACUUCAUGUUCAUCCAAUUCUACAACACGCCGCAAUGUUCCGCGCGGGCGGCGAUUAACAAAGCCAAAGGGACGGGAACCGCGGACAUAUCGUUCGACACAUGGCACAAUUCCCCGGCGUCGCUCAAUCCGAAUGUGAAAUUCUACAUCGGUUUGCCGGGAGCGCCGGCCGCCGCGGCGAGUGGGUAUUAUCUCAACCCCGCGGAGGCGCAGAGUGUGAUCAGGAGGUUUUUUGGGAGGGCGAAGUUUGGAGGGGUGAUGGUUUGGGAGGCGACGUAUGAUUAUACGAAUACGGUUUGUGGGAGGCCGUAUGGGGGGAUCAUGAAGGUAAGCAUCGACCGUGUCUCGGAAACCAUUCCCUUCUGCCAUGCCAUGGAUGUUUGAGACGCCUGCUGACUUGUCCUCUUCUUGCUUUGAAGGAUAUUCUGAAAGCGUUGGCGAGUGGGACGAGUGUCAACACGGCGAAUUGUGGAGGGACGAUUAAGAGGAGACGGGCGACGUUGGAGGAGAGGAGGGAGGAGAUUAGGGGAAGGACUAGGGGCAAUAGAGAUGCG